UCUUAACCACCGAAGAAGAACCAGCGGCAGAAGAAGACGAAGAAGAAGGACCCAGAAGCAGCCCGCGAAUUGUCUGUGUUUCUCUGGGGUUUUAGAGCGGUUCAUGUUUUGUGUACCUCUGUGGAAAGGGACAUUUUUUCUGCAAAAAGCGCUUUGUAGGAAGGAUUUAAGGAAGCAGUGUUUCCACAGGUUGUUUCCAGUUGAACUUGGCCGGUUCCCGUCUUUGAGAGUGACCCACUGCAGGUUAUCCUUCUGUCACACUGCUGCAGGGUCCAGGAUGAGGAAGAAGCUGCUGUUGGAUGUGGACUGUGGCGUGGACGAUGCUCAGGCCAUCAUGAUGGCCCUGGCCGCCCCCAAUGUGCAAAUCUUGGGCAUUACCUGUGUGCAUGGAAACACCUCAGUGGAGAAUGUGUGUAAAAACGUAUUGCGAGUCCUGCAAGCCUGCAGUCACCUCGAGAUUCCAGUGUUUAAAGGCGCUGCUAUGCCGAUCCUCGGCGACAGCGGCAUCAGCUCGGGGGACUUCCACGGGAAGGACGGCCUGGGUGACGCUCCUGACUCCAAGGCUCCUGGUUUGGAGCUUGUUCAGAAGGAAAACGCGGCGAUUGCUAUGAUCAGGAUUGUAAACGAGAACCCGGGAGAGGUAUCUCUGGUUGCCACGGCACCCCUCACCAACUUGGCUCUGGCUGUGAAGAUGGAUCCAUCUCUGCCGAGCAAACUCAAAGGCCUCUACAUUAUGGGAGGCAACACUGAAUCUCGAGGGAACACCACAGUGUGUGGGGAGUUUAAUUUUGCUGUGGAUCCAGAAGCUGCAUACAUCGUGCUUAAAGAGUACCGCUGUCCUACCUACUUGGCCGGCUGGGAGUUCACCUGCUAUAACAAGUUAACCUGGGAGUUCUGCGAUGAAUGGUUGGCGCAGAACACCAGUAAAGCUCGCUUCAUGAAGAAGAUCUUCCACCACAGCUACCUGGCGGCGCAGACUGAACGCUUGCAGAAAGAGUGCGUCGCCGGUUCGGGUUUCAUUUCCUGCGACUCGUACGCCGUGGCUGCCGCCAUAGAUGAUUCGUUCAUCAUAGAAAGCGACCAAUACCCAGUCAGCGUGGAGCUGUCAGGCACGCACACCAGAGGCAUGAUGAUAGUAGACACUGUGGGUUUCCUGAAGGACGCUCGCGAGGUUUGUCUCAUGAGGAAGGUGGACUUGGAGAAGUUCAAGCAGAUGAUGAUGGCAGCUUUACAAUAAUAUUUAAAUUGGCCAAAAGCGGCACCUUUACAGUUUUGUUUUAAUGGGGCGGGCAACAUAGACGUCCAGGUUUGUGAAUGCGAAUAUUUGAGGGUCCAAGUCCCUGUUUGAGUAUUAAAAUCAACAUAAUUUCCUUAGGGAUUAAUAAAGUAUUCUAAUUCUGUAUUCUGAUCAAACCACCAAUCUUCCAUUAGUAGAUGAUCUGCUCAGCUGCAGUCAUACCUUCAUAUGGAAGAAGAGUUGCGUGGCAUGUAAAACACCCAUUAUUAUGUGAAAGAAUGCAGAGCCUAAAAUAAAGAGCCCUGCUUAACAGAAAGUUUAUAAUCACUGUUGUGAUCGGCGAGAUCUCCAGCUAGGAUUUUAGAAAGCCUUUAUAUUUCCUUCAUAAUUACUGUGAUGGACAAGUGUUGUAGGUCUGCUACUGAAACAGACACAUCCCAUGAUAUCGAUGCUCAGAGUUGAUCAUAAGAAGGAAAAAAAAGGUCUUGAAUAAAAAUCAGACUUAUCUUUAUUUAAUGACACCAAGUGGGAUUUAAUACAUUUGUUUUUCAUCCUUGAGAAUUUGAGCUCACUCUUAUACUUACGAAGUUACAAGGACUCAGAGUUUUGAGCCACAUCUGUUUUAAUUAUAGUGUAAUUCUGAAGGGGUCAAACUGACUUUAAUUGUGGAAUGACCCAACUGUGAAGGUACAUGGGGGGGACAUGAAGAACUUGAUUUGCUUAUUCUGUGACUGAAGAAACUGUAACAAGUGAGAUAUUAAACUGUUCGCAAUGGUGGUCAUAAGUCGGCACCCUGCAUAGAGCAGAAACUGCAAGCUACACCUGUGAACUGACUGACAUAGCACCGCCUCUGUGUAGGACACCUCAUUUGUAUAAUGUUUAUACUGUAGACAAGUUUGCUAUCAAUCAGAAGUUCAAUAUAAUGUUUUGAAACAAACUCUUGUCCAUUGUAAUCAUUAGUUUAUUACAAGUGUUUGCAUUUUCUUAAACACACACUCAUCCAACAUUUUUCUCCCAAGAAAUAAAAACUCCCAUCGAUCA
Molecule: messenger RNA, 2278 nt
Organism: Oreochromis niloticus (Nile tilapia)
Lineage: Eukaryota; Metazoa; Chordata; Actinopteri; Cichliformes; Cichlidae
Product: probable uridine nucleosidase 1
Exons: 8
Coding region: 104-1237 (377 amino acids)
Molecular function (GO): hydrolase activity, hydrolyzing N-glycosyl compounds
Source: RefSeq, a predicted model, not a curated record